Messenger RNA from Frankliniella occidentalis (western flower thrips), 2177 nucleotides. RefSeq lists its product as uncharacterized. Bases 167 to 1879 code for a protein of 570 amino acids. The transcript has 11 exons. Lineage: Eukaryota; Metazoa; Arthropoda; Insecta; Thysanoptera; Thripidae. The record is from RefSeq and is a predicted model, not a curated record.
CCGGCCCCAGCCCAACGCGGGUGAGUGACAGUGUUGUGCAAACGUGCCGGGGCUUCGGACCUCACCACGACCCUCCUGUGCCCGCCACCCGCCCCCGGCACACUACCGCGAGGUGCAGACGGAUCGGCCGCCACCAGACCUGCAGCGUAGCCAUGGAAGCGGCGCGAUGAUGUCCUCAGACUCCUCCCCGGAACAUGUGUCGAUCAGGACUCGAGUUUCGGGGAACGGUUCUGCUAUCAGCAAUGGCUCCUCGAAAAGCAUGGAGAAGCACCCCUUGCUGGGCUCCCGGCAGACCCCCCUGGGUGGCCAAGGGGGUGGCCCGGGGGGAGGGCUGAGCCUUGUGUUUGCCACUCUCUGCAUCAUCGACCUGUUCGGCGUAUUUCCAAUUGUAGCGCUUCCACGGCCAAUUAUCGACUGCGGCUGGCUGGGCCUCCCUCUGGCUGCCGUGGUGUUCGCCCUGCAGGUGUACACGGCGCUACUGCUGGGACGGUGUUGGGUGCUGGCCGAGGACAUCGACCCCACCAUCGUCGACAAGAGCAGGUAUCCGUACGCUGCACUGGCGCACAUGACCAUGGGACCCACCAUGAGCAAGGUGGUGACGGUUCUCCUGGACGUGACGGUGUUUGGUGCGGGCGUACCAAACCUCCUCGUCGCCUCACAAAAUAUCCAGCUAUUCGGCCUCAAGAUGACCGACCAGCGCGUUGACCUUUCGUUCUGCUACUGGCUUAUCGUCCUGGGCAUACUCCUGUGCCCCAUCAUGUGGCUCGGCAGUCCGAAAGAUAUGAAGUGGCUGGCGGUGACAUCGGUGUGCACCGUCCUGUCGGUGGCCGUGCUGACAUGGACGGCCAUGGUGCAGGACGACUCGCUGCCCGCCGGCUACAAUCCCAUGUGGACCAAGCCAUCGUGGGAGGCGCUGGCAAUCGCCUACGGUAUCAUAGCCUUCCAGUUUGACGUGCACCCCAUGAUCCUGACGGUGCAGGUCGACAUGCAGCACAAAAACAAGCUAGGAAAAGCAAUCCUGGGCAGUUUUGUUGUGACCGGGCUGCUGUUCAUGGUGACGACGGGCAUCGCCACCUGGAAGUACGGCGCCGCACUGCGCUACAACCUGCUGCAAGGGCUGCCCGCCGGCACGUUGCUGUACGUCAACGUGCUGCUCGUCACCCUGCAGAUCUGCCUGUCCAUGGUGGUCGGUGGUUCCGCCCUGUUCCAGGAUAUUGAAGACAAACUCAACAUACCCCGAGAGUUCAGUUGGCGGCGGUGCGUGCUGCGCUCCUCGCUGGUGGCCGUCAUGGUGUUGCUGGGCGAGGCCGUGCCGCGCUUCGACCUGGUCAUGGGGCUCAUCGGCGGCUCGCUCACCGGCCCGCUCAUGUUCGUGAUGCCACCGCUCUUCUACGCGCGCCUUAGGCGCAUGUCCUGGCGGGCGCGCCUGCUCCGGCCGCCACCGUGGCAGCCCUACAACAAGCCGCUGUUGGAGGCCGACGAGACGAGCCUGGACAAGGAGAAGGAGGCUGUCCGGCUGAUGCUCGCCACGGACCGCUACCCUGUCGGCCAGCAGCACCCCGACGGCUACCAGCCGUACCACGAUCAGACAUUGCAGUCCUCGCGUCGGCACCGGUCCACGUCGCCGUGGUACCGGCGCCUGCUCGACCCAGACUGCCUCUCGCUCGAGACGUGCCUGGGUGCGGGCCCACUGUCUGGCUGGGAGAUGGUGCUCACCUCUUUGACGGUGUUCGCCGGCGCCACCGCCACCGUGGCUGCAACCUUCUUCAGUAUCCGAGACACGCUACGCUACGCCACCUUUACGCCGCCCUGCCUCACAAACGUGACGCAGGCCUCCAAGAUACUGUCCAUUAUAACAGACGGCAUGAUCGCCAUCUAACUCCUCAUAAGCCAUUCCCCUUCAACACGGUGUUCAAUACGAUAUUUCUCAAGUCAACCACGACCAGCCCGCAGCGCUGCCUGUGAACUUUCUUCCAAUUUUAAAACAAUUGUUUUCCUGCAGUUAUAUACUCAUAUGAAUUGGCAAAACGGCGGUACAGGUCCGAGCCCCCGUCCCCUCUCCUCUCUCUCUCUCUCCUCUGUCCUUCCCUCAAGUGUUUCUCUCAACCACAGGCUAUGUGGAUUGUAUUGUGAUCUCUAGAUUUUUUUAAAGGAUGAAUAAAAAAACACUAGUCUUA